Bombyx mandarina (wild silkworm) is the source of this 2512-nucleotide messenger RNA. It is a transcript of the gene gwl, whose product is annotated as serine/threonine-protein kinase greatwall. NCBI's taxonomy places the organism in Eukaryota, Metazoa, Arthropoda, Insecta, Lepidoptera, Bombycidae. Gene Ontology annotation, biological process: peptidyl-serine phosphorylation; intracellular signal transduction. Gene Ontology annotation, cellular component: nucleus. Gene Ontology annotation, molecular function: ATP binding; protein serine/threonine kinase activity. The record is from RefSeq and is a predicted model, not a curated record.
AUCCUGGAGUUCGUAAAUAAAUUAAUAAUAGUUCGAUUUAUUAUUUGAAUUAAAAAUUAAAUUUAAGUUUAGCUUACAAUUGAUCUCAUAUAAAUGUUAUGAUGGCCAGCUUUAACUUGUCGGUCUAGCGAUGUGCCUAAGAAAGAAGAACAUUUAAUAAUUAUUAGAGGUUUAGAGUUCAGGUUUGAAAAUGGCUUUGGUCAACCCAUGUGAUAUGUUUAACGAAAAAACAAAAUGCCAUACAAUUUUGGACAAAAUAAAUACAUUAGACGAGAAUGUCGCAACUAAGCCACCGGAUAUUAAUGAUUUUACAAUUGUGAAGCCGAUAAGUCGAGGUGCGUUUGGUAAAGUUUUCCUAGCACAUAAAAAGAAUAACAAAGACCAAAUGUAUGCCAUCAAAGUAAUGAAAAAAUCUGAAAUGAUAAAUAAGAAUAUGGUAGCACAAGUUGUGACUGAAAGAAAUGCUUUGGCUCUAUCUAGGAGUCCUUUUUGUGUUCAUUUAUUUUACUCACUUCAGUCAAUAUCAUCUGUGUAUUUGGUAAUGGAAUAUAUGGUUGGAGGUGAUUUAAAGUCUCUUUUAGGAGUCUAUGGUUUUCUGGAAGAAGCUAUGGCUGUCUUUUAUAUAGCUGAAAUAACACUAGCUUUAGAUUAUUUACACAAACAUCACAUUGUACACAGAGAUCUGAAACCUGAUAAUAUGUUGGUAUCAAAAAGUGGUCACGUUAAACUCACUGAUUUUGGUUUAUCAAAAAUUGAGAUACAUAGAGAUUUAGAAAUAUCUGAUUUCGUAAAUAGAACACCAAGUUUAAACAUGAGGACACCUGGCCAGCUUCUAUCUUUAACUUCACACUUGUCAUUUGGCUCUGGCGGGGGAGAAAGCACACACAACUCUGUUAUCUCAAGUGAUGCCUGUGAGAACCUUCUUGAUGAACUUAAAGAAACCUGUAAAUUAAAGAAUUUGUUUGAUGGUAAAUGUGCAUCUGGAAGUUCAUCUGCUUUGGACCAGUCACAAUUAUCAGGAAUUCAUCCUUUCAUGAGUGCAGAAAGUAUUAGUUUGGAUGAGAAUGCUCUUCAGGAUUCGAGAUCAGGAUCUCAUAGUUCAUAUCACACAUGCGAGAGCUCUAAAAACAGCAGCAAUUCAAAGCACAGUAAAUCUACUGAUAUCAGCAACAACACUGAAUCUUCAAUUGGUGAAUCGGUACUAUCGGAUUCUCAGCACACUCAGCAUAAUCAAUCUACUUCACCUCUCUGCAGAGGACAUUCAUUGAAACGAAUACCAAGUUUCAGAGCAAAGAAACGCAAGCGAAUACUCGACUGUGACGGGGACACUCCGACCGGUGUGACUAGUCUUGCUGAAUCGAAAGAGAACCACAGCGGGCUCACACAAGAGAUAAUGGCUUUAGAAUUGACUCAAAACACGCCGAAACGAAUGUCCCUACAUCCAACACCUGACAGAAGGAAAAAUCCUCUGAAAGGUGUCUUGAAAAAAAGAUGGGCUUCACAAAACGACAGUCAUCACUUUAACGUGGGAGUAAUAUUCUCAACACCAGUGUCAAAUAAUAAAUCUGAAGCGACGAAGAAAAGGACGAAGGAGACCCGUUUCAACCUACCAAAGGAUGAUCUAGUUGAUUCUCUAGAUACAAAAAAGUGUGUCGUAUUCGGAAAACAUAUUUCGAAUAGUUUGGAGAUGUUUCCUGUGCGGAGAUUAAGUAAAGGGGAAGGAUGUAAAUCGCCUACAGAAAUGUGCAAGACUCCAUUAGCAGCUGUGCACACGCCGUACAGGACCCCCAAGAGUGUUAGAAGAGGCAAUCUUAUAUCAGACCAAAGAAUCCUGGGAACGCCUGAUUAUUUAGCACCUGAAUUACUAUUGAAGCAAGGCCACGGGCCGCAAGUCGAUUGGUGGGCAUUAGGAGUCUGCCUAUACGAGUUCAUGACGGGCGUACCACCUUUCAACGACGAAACACCGCAAGCUGUCUUCAAAAACAUACUGUCUAGAAAUAUCGAAUGGCCAGAAGGUGACGAAGCGUUAUCGCCCGAAGCUGUGAGUUCUAUCGAGGCUCUACUGACGAUGGAGCCGGCGGAGCGCCCGGCCGCCGCCGACGUGCGGGCCAUGCCCUUGUUCAGGAACGUUGACUGGGAGAACCAACUCAACACGGAACCGCCGUUCGUUCCCACGCCCGACGAUUUACAUGACACAGGAUACUUCCAAGCCCGCAAUAUUUUACAACAACUCCAAGUAUCAAAUUUCGACAUAUAAUUUUAAAUGUUCAUCAUAAACCUUUAACUAGUUGAGAAUGUUAGCUGCAUAAUAAUGAUCAGCGUGUUAAUCUAUAUGAAAAGUAUAAAUGUUAUAAUGUAUUUAUAAAUAACGUUGUAAUAAAAUUAUAUUAUUAAGUCCUUUAUUCUGAAGACUGAUUUUGUGUCAUUAUUAUUAACAAUAUGUAUUAUCGUUUCAGAACAAAAAAAUGUAUCUUUCACAGCAUAGGUGCUUCAAUUAUAUGAAUAAAUUUAA